Molecule: messenger RNA, 989 nt
Organism: Phyllopteryx taeniolatus (common seadragon)
Lineage: Eukaryota; Metazoa; Chordata; Actinopteri; Syngnathiformes; Syngnathidae
Gene: sra1
Product: steroid receptor RNA activator 1
Exons: 6
Coding region: 155-775 (206 amino acids)
Biological process (GO): regulation of transcription by RNA polymerase II
Cellular component (GO): nucleus
Source: RefSeq, a predicted model, not a curated record
CAUCAGCGCCCAGCGCUCGCUCCUCGUUAUGGCGACGUCACCGUGCUCCUUUCUCGCUCCGCCUUCCAAUUGGGUUACGGCACGACAGCGUCAACUCCACUCAAGUUUUUGUUUUUAAUUCUGAGCAGAAAAUAUCAGGUAACCAGGAACGAGGAUGGAACGACCCCCCUCAGUUCUCCUAUGGGCUCCAGACGGCCCGCACGCCACAGAGGAACGUCCUGAACAAGAGGCCUGUGAUGCCUGGUCUCACAACGUUUCUUACGCUGCGGCCCCGCCCAAGACUCCUCAUUCCAGCCCCUCCGGUCCACUGCCAUGUGGUGUGGCCCCGCCUCCCGCAGGUCGCGCGCCCGAAUGGAAGGCCACGCCUCCCGCAGCCACCGCGGAGCCAAAGAGGAUUCAGGGUGACGAGGACUGCGGCCAGUCGGAGGCAGAGCCUGACGCAGAGGGUGUGGCGGAGGUUCUGCAGCGAGCGCUGGCCACAUGCAGGGGGGACGUCGCGCCCCAAGUGUGUAACGAUAUGGAAAAGAGACUCCGCCUCUUUAAGGACAACUGGACAUCGGGACGACUAAGUCUCCCUGUGAGGAGACGCAUGAGCGCCUUGUCGCGAGAAGUGCAGGCGGGACGCUGGGACCAGGCCGACGAGAUCCAUCGCUCCCUGAUGGUGGAUCACGUGACGGAGGUCAGCCAAUGGAUGGUUGGCGUCAAGCGACUGAUCGCCGAGACCCGAAAGCUCCACCCAGAAGUGUCGGACCACGGCGACGCCUGUCAGUUGUGACCUUUGAACCUUUCAAAGCAGACGGCGGCGGCGGGAGGUCAAAGGUAAUGAGGAGGCAGGGAGAAUGUUGUUGCCAUAGCAACCAUCCAGUAGCUGCCGUUCUCCUUGUGCUGACUGACCAAUCAGAGUGCUUCAACACCAAGGAAGUAAAAUGUUGUUGUUUUUUUGUCCUUUCUGGACGUUUGACUUAAUAAUAAAAAAAUAUACAUGAUGA